Messenger RNA from Eurytemora carolleeae, 2009 nucleotides. RefSeq names its product neuroblast differentiation-associated protein AHNAK. NCBI's taxonomy places the organism in Eukaryota, Metazoa, Arthropoda, Copepoda, Calanoida, Temoridae. The record is from RefSeq and is a predicted model, not a curated record. Bases 398 to 1117 code for a protein of 239 amino acids. The transcript is spliced from 3 exons.
AAGGUUAGAUCCUCCAGAUACAAGGUUAGAUACUCCAGAUACAAGGUUAGAUACUCCAGAUACAAGGUUAGAUACUCCAGAUACAAGGUUAGAUACUCCAGAUACAAGGUUAGAUACUCAAGAUUCAAGGUUAGAUACUCCAGAUACAAGGUUAGAUACUACAGAUACAAGGUUAGACACUCCAGAUACAAGGUUAGAUACUACAGAUACAUGGUUAGAUACUCCAGAUACAAGGUUAGAUACUACAAAUACAAGGUUAGAUACUCCAGAUACAAGGUUAGACACUACAGAUUCAAGGUUAGAUACUCCAGAUACAAGGUUAGAUACUUCAGAUACAAGAUUAGAUACUCCAGAUACAAGGCUAGAUAACUACAGAUAGCUAGAUACUACAGAUACAAUGUUAGAUACUCCAGAUUUAAGGUUAGAUACUCCAGAUACAAGGUCAGAUACUCCAGAUACAAGGUUAGAUACUCCAGAUACAAUGUUAGAUACUCCAGAUACAAUGUUAGAUACUCCAGAUACAAGGUUAGAUACUCCAGAUACAAUGUUAGAUACUCCAGAUACAAGGUUAGAUACUACAGAUACAAGGUUAGAUACUACAGAUACAAGGAUAAAUACUACAGAUACAAGGUUAGAUACUCCAGAUACAAGGUUAGAUACUCCAGAUACAAGAUUAGAUACUCCAGAUACAAGAUUAGAUACUCCAGAUACGAGGUUAGAUACUCCAGAUACAAGAUUAGAUCCUUCAGAUUCAAGGUUAGAUACUCCAGAUACAAGGUUAGAUACUCCAGAUACGAGGUUAAAUACUCCAGAUACAAGAUUAGAUCCUUCAGAUUCAAGGUUAGAUACUCCAGAUAAAAGGAUAGAUACUACAGAUACAAGGUUAGAUACUCCAGAUACAAGGUUAGAUACUCCAGAUACAAGAUUAGAUACUCCAGAUGCAAGGUUAGAUACUACAGAUUCAAGAUUAGAUACUCCAGAUACAAGGUUAGAUACUCCAGAUACAAGAUUAGAUACUCCAGAUACAAGGUUAGAUACUCCAGAUACGAGGUUAGAUACUACAGAUACAAGGUUAGAUACUACAGAUACAAGGUUAGAUACUCAGAUAGAAGGUUAGAUACUCCAGAUACAAGCUUAGAUACUCCAGAAACAAGGUUAGAUACUACAGAUACAAGGUUAGAUACUACAGAUACAAGGUUAGAUACUCCAGAUACAAGGUUAGAUACUACAGAUUCAAGAUUAGAUACUCCAGAUUUAAGGUUACUUUCUCCACAUACAAGGUUAGUUACUCCAGGUACUCUGCUGGCGAAUCCUUCCAACCUCAGCUAUGUAUUCUUCUCCUUCCUACCCUCUGUAUCCUUCCCCUUCCUACCCUCUUUAUUAUUCUACUUCCUACCCUCUGUAUCCUACUUCCUACCAUCUGUCUCCUCUUUCUUCCUACCCUCUGUAUCCUUCUCCUUCCUACUCUCUAUAUCUCUCUCCUUUAAGUACUUGAAGGUUGUUGAGGAAAGUUUGAUAUAGGAUUAGUAGAAAACUUUAUCCUAAAAUCUGUUUUCCUUUUAAGUCAAUUAUUACUUAAUUUACGUUUGCUUAAAAUGUUUUUCUCAUACCUUAGUCCUAGAAUAAUAAUUUGGUUGAAAUGUAACUCAUUUUUCAUAAUUCAUAUUUUUAUUCAACUACAAAGCACGAGAUAAUACAAAUAAAAAAUCACAAUUUACUACGGAGUUUGGACCCGCCUAACCAGAGUUGGUUGUUUUGAUUGGUUGGCCCAUUAUAAAGGAAUAAGAAUUGUAAGUAAAUAGAUGGAUUUACACUGUAAGUUUACAUUUUAAACAAAACAAUGAUGAUAAAUCAGGAAUAAAGUAAGGAGGGGCUGAAAAAGUAUAAGGGAAAGGGUGGGUACUCAGCGGAAGGGUUGUAAUGGAGGGUAACAUACAAUAUUAGAAUCAUGUUUAUGAAUUACAGGGUGAAGAAGAUUGCGACUAAGUUUAUCCACAUGAAAAACAGUU